UUUUUUCAGUAUCAUUAACUCUCAACUUCAAAAAUGCCGCAUCAACGUCUCGUUGCCGACUGUGUGGAUAUCAAACCCCUCACAGAGCACAUUCAUUUCCGUAAUGGCCGAGUUGCUUUGAACCGUCUCAUGAAGUCUCCAAUGUCGGAAAAGAUUUACAACUGGGAGGAUCCAAACGAGACAAAACGUGGAGUUCCAAACUCUGGCCUUGUCCACUUGUACGAGAAAUGGGGAUUCGGUGGAUUUGGUAUUGUUUUCACUGGAAAUCUCGUUAUUGAUCCAAGACAUCCAUACGAAGCUGGACAGGGAAUUGUUUCAAAGGAAAAUGAUACUCCAGUAAUGAGAGAUUGGUAUGCAAAGAUGGCGAGAGCAAUGAAGGCAAAUCAUGCACUGGCAAUUGCUCAACUUAAUCAUCCAGGAGCGUGGGCUUUCACUGAAUACACCGAUGGGAGUGGCAAAAAGCACAUCAUCAGUGAUGGAGCUCUUGAUAUUCUGAAUGCUCCGAAAAGCGUUGUGAAGUCUGAAUUGAUCGAUCGUGUUGUCUAUGCUGCAAAGCUUCUCUCAAACUGUGGAUUCGAUGGUAUCGAAAUUAAUACUGCAUUUGGCAAUCUCUUCUGUCAAUUUCUGCUCAACAACAACAAGAGAACUGAUGAAUAUGGUGGAGCCGUUCUAGUAACUCGUACUCAAUUCCACAUCGAUUUAUACAACGCCAUUAGAAGAGAAGUUCCAGCUGCCAGUGGUUUCCUAAUUGGCCUGAAGCUGAACUCUGCCGAUUACCAGAACACCUUCACCAACGAUGAAGUCGGUCGUCUUUGUGAGAUCUUCGACGAGACUGGUUACGACUUUGUUGAAUUGACUGGAGGUCAAAUGGAACAAUGUGUUGAAGAGGCUCAACAAAGAGCAAGCACUAUCGCGCGUGAAAAUUAUUUCCUUCAAUUUAUCGAGACUGCUGCAAGAUCAAUGAGAAAGACUGUUGUCUAUAUUACUGGAGGUUGGCAAACUGCAUCAGCGAUGGUCAAUGCUGUGAAGCUCAACGUUACACAAGGAAUAGGUUUUGCUCGAGCUGCUGCUGGUGAGCCAGAUUUGCCUCGUAAAUUGCUAAGUGGCGUAGCACAUUCCACUUUGGACAAUAAAUUCUCUCCAGCUGAUUACUUCACUUCCAAACAUGCUGCCCACUUUCAGAUGAAAACAAUGGCUGCACGAUCGAUAAAUGAUGUCGUCAGAUCCACGGACGGAGUUCCCGAUUUUACUGACGAGGAGGAAGCAAGCCAUUUUGCACAAAAAGCUGGUGAAUACAUGAAAUUCGUGGCUGCUGAUGGAAAGCCAGAUACAUUUGCAGAGGUCAUCAAAUACACACCACUUCAUUCCUAAAUUGUAUUUACGUGCUCAUUGAAAGAAUAAACUUGAUUUCACAGU
Caenorhabditis elegans is the source of this 1416-nucleotide messenger RNA. It is a transcript of the gene ZK742.4, whose product is annotated as NADH:flavin oxidoreductase/NADH oxidase N-terminal domain-containing protein. Gene Ontology annotation, molecular function: FMN binding; oxidoreductase activity. The record is from RefSeq and is marked reviewed. NCBI's taxonomy places the organism in Eukaryota, Metazoa, Nematoda, Chromadorea, Rhabditida, Rhabditidae.